AUGGUGCGAACAUCAAGUUUUGCUGGUAUGGCACAGGUUAUAGUGGGGCAACCUUUGGACACUAUCAAAGUCCGCCUACAAGUCGACCAAAGCCGGUUCAAGGGAGCUUGGGAUUGUGGUGUACAGACGGUAAAAAAUGAGGGCUUUUUCGCUUUAUACAAGGGGAUGGCCAGUCCGCUGGUCGGCAUAGGCGCUGUUAAUGCACUUUUGUUCGCAGCCAACUCCCGAAUUAAAAAGGCUAUGCAAACACACCCGGACGAUCCGCUAUCCAUCGGUCAAAUCGCCCUUGCUGGCGCCGGAGCAGGGAUUGUCAACAGUGUUCUCGCCUCGCCAGUGGAAUUACUCAAGAUUAAAAUGCAGGCUCAGUAUGGAAGCGCGUCCACUGGCCAGACAAGUUAUUACAAAGGUCCUAUCGACUGCGUCAAGCACUUGAUUCGGCAACAUGGCUUCGGAAAUGGGUUUUUGCUGUGGGGCAUGUCGGCCACGGUGGCACGUGAAAUUCCAGCAUAUGCCGGAUUCUAUGCCGGCUUCGAAACCAUGAGAAGGACCCUCACUCGCGAUCAACAGGAACCAGCUUCCGUUUGGCAACUUAUGGCUUCAGGUGCAACGGGCGGCAUAAGCUACUGGUUAGCAUGUUAUCCACUGGACGUCGUCAAAUCUGUGGCUCAAAACGAAGCAACGCCGCCUAAAGGCUUCUACAUCAUCCGUAUUCUUCUUCAAAUCUAUGCUCGGGACGGCGUUCAAGGCUUGUUCCGUGGUAUUACACCAAGUAUCGUUCGAAGUAUUCCAGCCGCAGCUGUAACUUUCACCACCUAUGAGUUAUCCAUGCGCGCAUUUGAAUCCGCAGGCUGGGUAUAG
Messenger RNA from Radiomyces spectabilis, 858 nucleotides. RefSeq names its product mitochondrial carrier. The transcript has 5 exons. The record is from RefSeq and is a predicted model, not a curated record. Gene Ontology annotation, biological process: mitochondrial L-ornithine transmembrane transport. The coding region runs from base 1 to 858 and encodes 285 amino acids. Gene Ontology annotation, molecular function: L-ornithine transmembrane transporter activity. Lineage: Eukaryota; Fungi; Mucoromycota; Mucoromycetes; Mucorales; Radiomycetaceae.